AUACCACGUUAUGACUUAAUCUACUAUUCAUGUAUUAUCUCUUAUAUAAUUUCUUUGGUCUGCUGUUUGUAUAUGAUUAGGCCAACAUUGCUUGCUGAGGUUUUUGGGGACCUCUUCGGUGUAAGACAGGGCCACUCCAGUGAUUGAAUUAUAUGCCUUUUUUUGGUAGGUAUAUAA
Messenger RNA from Lingula anatina, 177 nucleotides. Lineage: Eukaryota; Metazoa; Brachiopoda; Lingulata; Lingulida; Lingulidae. The record is from the annotation of a RefSeq genome assembly.